Messenger RNA from Zea mays, 1374 nucleotides. RefSeq names its product dirigent-like protein. The coding region runs from base 91 to 1179 and encodes 362 amino acids. The transcript has a single exon. The record is from RefSeq and is marked validated. NCBI's taxonomy places the organism in Eukaryota, Viridiplantae, Streptophyta, Magnoliopsida, Poales, Poaceae.
CAGCUCAGUCAGAGCACAAACAGUUGCAGUAUCAGUGCAUCACCACCAGCGGGGCGAGCUAGAAACAGAGAGAGAGCCUUGCCUGCUCGAAUGGCGUUCAAGAAAGCGGCCAUCGGACUCUCUUCCCUUCUCCUCAUCCUCGUCCUCCUCCUCGUCGCGCCCAGCGCUACCGCGGCGAGACCGACGCGUCAGCUGACUUCCGACGACGACGACGACGGCACUGGUGCUGCGGCGCCCGCUGCCGCACCGGCCAUAGCGCACCCUGCUGCUGACGCACCGGUCACUGCCGAUGCCAGUCCACCUGUGGUAGGAGGCGCCGGUGUGGUGGCGGCGCCCGGAGGCGCCGUGGCAGCAGACGCACCGGUCGCUGCCAAUGCCAUCCCCGCUGCUGCUGCGGCAGCUCCGGUCGCAGCCAGCACCAUCCCUGUGGGGGCCGGGGCCGGGGCCGCGGGAGCGGGUGCAGCGAGCGGCGCUGACGGCCACGGGAUGGUCUUCUUCAUGCACGACAUCCUCGGGGGCACGAACCCGUCGGCGCGCAUCGUGGCCGGCAUCGUGGACAACGCCGCGGUCACCGGGCAGCUGCCCUUCGCGCGGCCCAACGGCGCCGUGCUGCCGCUCAACAGCGGCGUGAACGUCAACUCCGGCGCGGCGGGCGCCAUCGACAACAACAACAUUCCCUUCCUCACGGGCCUGGGCGGCGCCACCAACGCCGCCAAGUCCGUCGGCAGCAACGGCAACGGGAACGGGAACGGGAACGGCGUGCCGGUCUUCGCCGGAGGCAGCCUCCCGCAGGGCACCACGCUGCAGAAGCUCCUCUUCGGGACCAUGACCGUGGUGGACGACGAGCUGACGGAGGCACCGGAGCUGGGGUCCGCCGCGGUGGGCCGCGCGCAGGGCUUCUACAUCGCCAGCUCGGAGGAGGGCGUCAGCCAGACCGUGGCUGUGACCGCCAUGUUCAAGGAAGGCGGGUUCGACGACACCAUCAGCUUCUUCGGCGUGCACCGCACCGCGGACUCGGAGUCGCACCUCGCCGUCGUCGGCGGCACGGGGAAGUACGUCGGUGCGAAGGGCUUCGCCAAGGUGGCCGUGGUGAGGCCCGGAGGGGUGGCGGCGUCCGGCGCGCUGCUCGAGACCGACGGCGUCGAGUCCGUACUCCAGUUCACCGUGUUCCUCGUGUAAUGUAUGAGCCUGUGUGUGUGCGCGCAUGUACGACGAAGACUGCAGGUGAUGCUGUUCAAGGAGCGGCAAGUGCGUGCAACUGAGGUUGAUGUGUUGUGUUGUGUGAUGCAGCAAUGAGUUGCAUGCAAAAGUUGAUGUAUUACUAGCUGCUGUUGCUACUACUACUUGUUACAUAAUAAGGAUACGUGUUUUCAG